Molecule: messenger RNA, 2080 nt
Organism: Limulus polyphemus (Atlantic horseshoe crab)
Lineage: Eukaryota; Metazoa; Arthropoda; Merostomata; Xiphosura; Limulidae
Product: neuronal acetylcholine receptor subunit alpha-2-like
Exons: 8
Coding region: 276-1583 (435 amino acids)
Biological process (GO): chemical synaptic transmission; monoatomic ion transmembrane transport; signal transduction
Cellular component (GO): membrane; neuron projection; synapse
Molecular function (GO): transmembrane signaling receptor activity; neurotransmitter receptor activity; extracellular ligand-gated monoatomic ion channel activity
Source: RefSeq, a predicted model, not a curated record
UACUAUAGUGUUUUUCUGUAUUGCUAACAGGAGGAUCGUUUCGUGCUUAGUGAUAUAAGUAUUCCGGUUCUGAUUAUUUAUAUAUCUUAUGCUAUAUAUAACCCGCUAAAAACUUGAAAAUUUGAAAGUUUGAAGAAAGAGAUUUUGAAAUAUUGGUAAAAGUUUUGAUGAUAAUCCAUAGACGACGAAAUUUGAGGAAAAAAAGAAGAAGAUAAAAUCAAUCUCAUUAAUUGACACUGACUUAGAUUUUACAGUGUUUGAUAAAAUAUACUGGAAUGUCUAAAAACGGACCUAUCGUGUUAUUCGUUUUCAUCUUCUCUCUUGGUUUCUACACUCUUUGUUUUACAGAAAGAACAGAGGAAGAAAACCAAAUUACUGAAACCGAGCUAAUAAACCAGAUUCUCAAGAAGUUAGACAAAAACAUUGCACCACCAGGGACGUACAAUACCACACAGAAAAUAUCGUUCUUAUUUGUGCUGUUGUUCAUUUUAGACCUGGAGGAGAAAACUGGGAUUCUUAGUACAGUAGCAGUACCAAUUAUGUUCUGGAAAGAUGAACGUUUGUUUUGGAACACUGAGGAAACCAACGGCAUUUGGUACAUUCGUAUCCCUAGAGAGAAUAUUUGGAAACCACAAUUCUCUGUUCUUAAUCGUGGAAAGAUGGAAGAGACAGGCACAAAUAAUCCGAUUCUACUAUCCUCUGGCGGAACUUUAACCAGCCCCUUCCUUGAAAAUAUAUAUUCAGUAUGCGUUCCGGAUCUUCGGUACUUCCCGUUUGAUCAGCAGAAUUGUGAUAUUAUCUUAGGCUCUUCGGAACUAGAGGCUAAUAUGUUGAGCAUUGAGCCUCUUAAUUGGUUACCAAAUUUGGAACACCAUAUUAUUCUAAAAAACUAUACAGAAAAUAAUCGUUGGCAUCUUAUGAAAGCAAAGAUGGAAUACCGCAAUCUAGAUUACAUGUUCUCAAAUUCCAGCUACCAUGCUGUUGUUGUAACUUUCUCCAUCAAGCGACGGACUCCAGCGCUAGCUCUGUGUGUACUGACCCCACUAUUACUUAGCCUCGUUCUCAGCUUACUGACCUUUUGGAUUCCUCCUACGUCAUCAAUGAGGUCAGCGGUUGCUGUAACUGCCGUUUCUGCAACUUUUGGAGUUCUUCUAACGUUAGCACACAUACUUCCUUCUACGGCAACAAGCCGUCCUAUGUUAGUUGAUUUUGUAGCUGCAUCGCUGAUGGUGGCGCUUUUGUCAGUCAUUCAUACGGUCAUGGCAUUAGCAAUCAGAAAACUGGAUGUUUCUUAUCCACUGAUUUUUGAGCAACUGAACAACCUUCCUGAUUGGUUGAUUCAAUUUCUCUGCAUUUCAAACUAUAGAGAGGCUAAGGAAGCAGAAGAAAGAUUUCUGGUCAUGGAAAACUAUACAGAUGUUCAAGAAACACCUUCCCAAGUGCCAGAAGAUACAGACAUCUCGACACGCAAUAAAGAUCGAAUAAAAUGGAGAGUUUUCAUGCUAGUAAUUGAUCGUUUUUUUUUCUGGUUUUAUGUUUUAUUCAGUGUCGUUCUGUUUAUCAUAAUUCUCUCUUCCGAAUAAUCAGAAACUUUUAUACAUCUAAAUUUCCUUUAGUAAUAUUCCAAAUAUUCAGGAAUAUCUCCGUUUCUUUUUUGUGCUUGAAAAUUCACAGAAACAUAGUGGUAAUCUGUGUUGUGAUAGAGUUUCGCCAGCUUUAAACCAAGGGACAACGCAUGUUCGGGAUUCAUGUCAUUUUGUUGUCAGAAGCAGUUUUUAAAAAGUUAAUCUGACUGAAAAUCCAGUAGAAACAAUUCCAGAUUAUGUAUGACCACAGGGUUGUCUUUAGAAUGAGAAAUGUGAUUGUAAAUGUGAAACAAUAAUUAACUGUAUGUUAUAUAAUAAUAAAAUUGACUACUGGAGUCGCGGGUUUAACUUCAUUAUUUAGUUUGUUAUAAUUUUAAGAGUUUAAUGUAAUAAAACACUCGUUUAAAAAUUAGCUUCUUUGAACAUUGAAUUUUCAGCUAUUUCUGUUAUUUCUCAAUGAAAACAAUAAACCUGUUCAACUAACAUCUGUUAUU